UUUUACCAACUAUCAUUCGAGAUAGGUGGCGCAAAUGUACUUCCUGUAAAUUGAGACGAUAAUGGAAUAAUGACACAAUGUGCAACAAGUGGUCUAUGAUCUUAAUUUUACUUUUGUUCGUUCAUGUAACCAUAAUAAAUUCUGCUCGUGUGUGUGAGCCUGGUAAAUUUGGUUGGCACUGUAAGUUUUCAUGUUUCUGUGCCGAGGGCAGCUGUGAUCCCGUCACUGGGGCCUGUAGCUCAGGAUGCAAACAGAACCGCUAUGGACCAGGAUGUCAGCUCUUAUCUGUGUUUCGGUACUCUGUGGAGGCACAUGGAUAUUUAGGGAACACAGAUAGGACAGGAGAUGCAGAAAGAUGUGUCCAGUGGAACAAUCCCAUCUUUGUCCAGAUGUAUGGCUUGAAGCCUACAGAUUUUCCAGAUAAGAAGAUUCCUGGUGCUGUCUGUCGAAAUCCACUGAACAAAAAUCUCCACAACUUGGGGCUGACAGAGAAAGGCCCAUGGUGCUUCACCAACUUCAUUGAGAAACCCAAGUACUUCGGGUCAUGUGAUAUUCCAUUACGAGGUUGUGAUUCAGGACGAUUUGGUGAGAUGUGUGAGUUUGAGUGCCACUGUAAAGAUGAGAAAUCUUGUGGUCGCCUCGGAACCUGUUCUUCCGGAUGUCAUCCAGGCUGGAUGAAUACGACCUGUCAAACAAGAUGUAAUGCAGGGAAGUUUGGAGAUGGCUGUGUGUCAACCUGUGGAAGCUGUAAGGUUGGACCCUGUGACUUUGAGACUGGUGAAUGUGACGAAGGAUGCUCAUCAGGAUGGAAAGGGAAACUCUGUAAAACUGGCUGCUCUGAGGGGGAGUAUGGGGAAAAUUGCGCCAAUGUAUGUGGGGCGUGUCUCCGGGACCCAUGUGAUGUUCAUACCGGUCAUUGUGUCCAUGGAUGUCAAGACGGGUACAAAGGACGCCUCUGUAAAACAGAAUGUGAACCCGGUCAUUUUGGGACAAACUGCAGCAGGACAUGUGGGCAUUGUGCAUUGGGGAGCUGUCAUUUUGUAACGGGGGAGUGUUCUACAGGAUGUUCUCCUGGGUGGCAGGGAGCACAGUGUCUGGAUCCUUGUGAUGAUUUUAUGUUUGGCGAGAACUGUUCAAUGAAGUGUGGUGCAUGUAACGGCAUGUCCCCGUGUGAAAAGGAUGCAGGAGAGUGUAUAGAUGGGUGUGAACAGGGAUAUAAAGGCAAGCAGUGUCUAGAUUUGGUCCCAAGGGAGCUAACUGAUGACAAAUCAGUGGGGAGUGCUGUUGGCGGCAUUAUAGCGGGAUUAGUCAUCAUUGCUGCCAUAGUCGUGGUGGUUAUCCUCAUCAGGCGUAGGAAGAUGCAGAGCGCAUUGCUGGGUAAGAAGCUCGGACAAGAUGCAGAAAGACCGACUGGUGAAUUUAAUCUGAGCAAGGAGACAGAUGGCCUGAUAGCUAAUGAGUCCUCAACAUCUGAUGACAUAGAUCCCAAUCUGAAUGAACCGAUCUAUGCCAAUGUCAACACCAAGAAGCAGAGCAGCCCCAUCAAAGUCGGGAACCUGUUUGACUACAUCCGAGACAACAAGAAAAACGAAUGUGAGGGAUUCAAGAAGGAGUUCAAUGAACUUCCUCAUGGAUUGAUGGCACUGUGUGAUGAAGCAAAGAAACCAGAAAACAAACCUAAAAAUAGAUAUGGAAACAUUACUGCCUAUGACCACUCCCGUGUUGUGUUGGAUCCACUCCCCAAUGAUCCCAGUUCAGAUUACAUUAAUGCAAACUACAUUGAUGGUUACAACAGAAAAGGGGCGUACAUAGCAUCCCAAGGUCCCACUAAGGUGAUGAUUCGAGAUUUCUGGAGAAUGAUCUGGCAAAAGAGAGUUUGUAAAAUUGUUAUGCUCACCAAUUUGAUGGAGGCCUGCAAGAAAAAAUGUGAGCAAUACUGGUCGGAGGAAGGGACAGCUAAAUAUGGCGACAUUACGGUAGAGAUGCUGGACACUGCUGUCUUCAACGACUUCACCAUCCGGACGUUCAAGAUUGCCGCAAAUGGAAGUAGUCGGAUUGUGAAACAGUUUCACUUCACCAGUUGGUCAGAUCACGGCGCCCUGAUCUACCCCACGCCUCUGCUGACGUUCAGGCGGAAAGUGCGGAUGUAUAGUCCGGAGAGCACAGCCCCAAUCGUUGUUCAUUGCAGUGCUGGGAUUGGGCGUUCGGGCACGUACAUUGCCUUAGAUUAUUUGAUGGACCAGGCCAAAAACGAGAACAUUGUAGACGUAUUGAAGUGUUCUCAGCUGAUGAGGGCAAACCGAAUCAACAUGAUUCAAACUUGGGAACAAUACGUUUUUGUGUACGAGACUCUACUGGAGGCUACUCAGGCAGGGGAGACAACUAUACCAUACUCAGCAUUCCGCGCACAGUAUGAGGAGCUGUGUAAACAACCAGACAAUGGGGGACCAUCAAAAAUGGAGGACCAGUUUAAGGUGCUACAGAAAUUAACCAUUGGUAUCGACAGUUCCCAGUACAAGGAAGCAUUAGACGCAGAGAAUGUCAGCAAAAACAGGGUCAAGAAUAUUUUACCAGCCAAACGAUGCCGCCCCAAUCUGUACACCCAGGUGGAGGGAUGCAAUAACUACAUAAACGCUAUGUUUCUUCCAGGUUACAUCCAUCGUGAUUCCUUCAUUGUCACUCAGAUGCCUCUACCCAACACAGUGGCUGACUUUUGGAGAAUGCUGUAUGAUUACAAUUCUCAUACAGUGGUCAUGCUGAAUGAGUUUGACAGAAAUGAUAAGACUUGUGCCCUGUAUUGGCCUGAGGAGUAUGGUUAUAUGGUGGAGUAUGACCCUCUCAGUAUAGAACUGCUGUCAUCAACCGAAGACAACAACGUCUCCAUCCGAAUCUUCAAACUCAGUAACCACAUCAAAAAAGAGGAGCGAGCAAUCAAACAGUUUCAGCUGAAAUCCUGGACAGAGAACCAAAUCGUGCCAAAUAACCCCGACUCCUUGAUGGAGGUGAUGGAAAUGGUGUAUGAUUGGAUGAAACAGAACGGCAAAGGACCAAUCACAGUCCACUGCAUGAAUGGUGCUAAGAAGAGUGGUUUGUUUUGUGGAAUUAACCUGAUGUUUGAAAGAAUGCAGAGAGACCAUGAGGUGGAUGUGUUCCAAACCCUGAAAACAAUCCGUGUUAAUCGACCUCAGUUUAUUGAGGAUAUUGAGCAAUACCAAUUCUGUUACCAGAUGGCGAUGAAGUAUCUGGAUUACAAUGAUCUGUAGAAAACGUAGAUCUGAGUGGAUGAUGUCAUAUUUCAGCCACAUCAUUGUAGUGUGUAGACCUCACCGAUUUGAAGGACUCUGUAUCACUGUAUCAACAUUACACCACAUUGUCUGUCAGGGUUUUGACUGGUGCUCCAAGUUAUUCUCUGUUCAGAGAACCAGUCCGGUUCAUUACUGGUUGUGAUCCUGUUGAUGAACAGGUUGUAAGGUUCAUCACUGGUUGUGAUUCUGUUUAUAGACAGAUCAUAAAAAGCUUUACAGGUUGUAUAUUUAUAGCAUGCAUUCAGGUUGUGUAAUAUUCUAUACUUUUUGUGAUUUGUACAAUCAUGUUUUUGAUUUUUUUUUGUUUUGGCAUUUUUCAUAAUAUUAUUCUUGUCAUAAUGUGUCAAACUUGAUAAAGUAUUACCGAGAAGAUAUAUAUAUUUUUAUACGUAUAUUUUAAAUGCUAACUUUUAUUUCAACAUUCCAAUUUCAAAGUAUUUCUGUGCAACAAUUUGAAAUGAUUCCACUUUUUAUUCAUAAAUGAUGUGCAAGAUGAAUAUUGUAUCCAGGGUUAUUUGUCCUGUGUAUAUUUGUCCUCUUACACUUGCAGACGGUUUUGCCCCAUUUUAAAUUUUUUAUUAGACUCAGUUGUGUUUAUAGAGAGAUAACCAAAGAAUUCACGUAGUCUUACAUUCAGCCACUGACGAGGACGAAAGGAGUGAAAAUAAAACGGGCGGAUAUUUCCCUGUAUACAAUGUUCAGGCUCCAAAAAUGAAUGAUGGCCAAAUCGUUCAUAGUAACUAUGAUGCUAGUGAUUUAUUUAAUUUUAGCCAGUGUUUUUUGGGUCACCUGAGUCAAUCGGAUGGCUAAUUGUGGUUGGUAGUUGUCUGUUGUCAUGCAUUAACAUUUGAAAAAAUCAACUUAUUCCCUGAAAGAACAUGGCCAAUUUUCAUCAAAUUUGGCAUAAAACAUCUUUUGGCAUAAUUGCAUGGUCACUACACUCCAUAGGUCAAAACUUUAAAAAAUAAUGCAAUAUUUUAUAAUCUCUUUUAUGUUGGGACACCUAGUAGACACUUAAAAUGUAUAAAUAUAUCAUCAUGUAUAAAAUGAUGAUGAACAAGGGGACCUACCAGAAAUAUGAAAUUCCUGUUCCCUGGGUCAGGGGUUCUAGUGCUAGGGUCAAAUUCCUGUUCCCUGGGUCAGGGGUUCUGGUGCUAGGGUCAAAUUCCUGUUCCCUGGAUCAGGGGUUCUGGUGCUAGAGUCAAAUUCCUGUUCCCUGGGUCAGGGGUUCUUGUGCUAGAGUCAAAUUCCUGUUCCCUGGGUCAGGGAUUCUGGUGCUAGGGUCAAAUUCCUGUUCCCUGGGUCAGGGGUUCUGGUGCUAGGGGGUAAGGCUUUAUGGCUCAUAUAGUGAUAUUGCAUUCAUUCUUAAAAAUCUUCUUUAACCUUGCAUAGCUUAAAGAAAAACUAAAUGCAUCGAUCCCUCGACCAAAAUUUAAAACUCAUGACUCCUGGACCAAGCUUUAGGCCGUCUUCCAAAUAUUUACAAGAAAUACAGUAUACUUGGUUAAUAUAAAAAGCAUGUAGAAAUUUCCUACCCCUUGUCUGGGUUUAGGUAAAUGACAAGCCUAAACCAGUUUAGAGUGAAAAUGCAUUUAAUCUUUAAAAAUUUAAGAAAUCAUUUUUAUUUCUGUGGAUUGUGAAUGAAUAUGGUUUGCAUGGUUAUGAAGAGCAUGUAGUCCUCUACCAAAAUUGUGAACUUCUCUCCACCUGCAUUAGGAGUUCAGGCUGUAUUGUGAACUUCUCUCCACCUGCAUUAGGAGUUCAGGCUGUAUUGUGAACUUCUCUCCACCUGCAUUAGGAGUCCAGGCUGUAUUGUGAACUUCUCUCCACCUGCAUUAGGAGUCCAGGCUGUAUUGUGAACUUCUCUCCACCUGCAUUAGGAGUUCAGACUGUAUUGUGAACUUCUCUUCACCUGCAUUAGGAGUUCAGACUGUAUUGUGAACUUCUCUUCACCUGUGUCAGGGGUUCAGGCUGUAUUGUGAACUUCUCUUCACCUGUGUCAGGGGUUCAGGCUGUAUUGUGAACUUCUCUUCACCUGUGUCAGGGGUUCAGGCUGUUGGGAGGAGUUCAUUAGGAGAAAGAGUGGCGAUACAUUUUAUCUGGUAAAAUUGUUGAAUGGGAAAAAGUGGAUAUCUGUUUGAUCUGGUAAAAUCAUCCUCUUUACUUCAGUGCUUUGUGACGUUUGUUUAUGAAAACUUCUACUAAAACUGUGAAAUGACUGGCCCCCAGACAGGUUACUGAGGCUUAAGGCCGCUGCAGUCAAAGAGUGAAAAUACAGAACAUGAUUUUGUUUAAAUGCUGUCUCGCUCUUGAACAUUUAAAAUUGAAUCUGGAAAGCCGUUGGAGAGUCGUUGCCUGUUACUCGGGUGACUGUUUAAAGGCCAGUCGGCCACUUGUUUCAAUAAAUAGUGGUCUUGUGUUAACAUUGUACAUGCAUAUUUGCUUUACUUUUCCUGCUUGUGAACAAAUUUGUUUCAUUCCAGCUUUUUAUAUAUACACAUGUAUAUGGUUUAGAAGCCCAUUGCUACAUUCCGUAACAUUGACAAACAAACCCUUGUAAAAUCUGAUAAUGAUCAGUUGAUUGGUUUUCCCUUUAAUUAUUAGUGUACAGAGUUAAUGCUCAUUAGAUAGAAUACUCAAACGUUCAAUUCAUUGUGCUGUUUCAUAAACGUUCCCCUAUAAAGAAUUUUUGUCUACAACAUUUCAGGAACAGUAUUUACUUCAUAUAUUUGAUAAUUUUUUUAACUCCUCUGUUGACCAAAUGAGUGGUGUUUUAGGUGGUAAAUUUUUUACCAGUAUGACGUAUCAUAUGAUAGAAUUGUUAAACAUAUGUAUCAUAUGAUAGAAUUGUUAAACAUGUAUCGUAUGAUAGAAUUGUCAAACAUGUUUCGUAUGAUAGAAUUGUCAAACACAUGUAUCAUAUGAUAGAAUUGUUAAACAUAUGUAUCAUGAUAAAAUUAUUAAACACAUGUAUCAUAUGAUAAAAUUGUUAAACAGCUGCUGACAGAUUCAGGGUUGUGUUGUCUUGUUAUCAAAAUAGACUUGUUGGCAUGAACAUCUUACGUAAGAUAAAUUGUUUUGUUGUAGAAGGCUCUCCGCACACUGAGCCCAGUUUGUACAUGGAUGUCUCAUCCUUGUGUAAUCAGCUUCUAUUAAACUUUAAUUUUU
Ostrea edulis (European flat oyster) is the source of this 6473-nucleotide messenger RNA. Its product is annotated as receptor-type tyrosine-protein phosphatase kappa-like. Gene Ontology annotation, biological process: protein dephosphorylation. Gene Ontology annotation, molecular function: protein tyrosine phosphatase activity. The coding region runs from base 78 to 3263 and encodes 1061 amino acids. The transcript has 26 exons. NCBI's taxonomy places the organism in Eukaryota, Metazoa, Mollusca, Bivalvia, Ostreida, Ostreidae. The record is from RefSeq and is a predicted model, not a curated record.